AUGCCGAGCUCAAAAAACGACUAUCUCAAGUCCACCCCCGCCAACACUCCCACAAUCACCCCAGAGCCCCCCAGCAAUAAUGACCAGGCUAAACCCACAGAAAGCCCAUUGGAGAAUCUUCUUGACCCCGUGCAGCUCUUCAUGGAGAUUACCAAUGUUGAAACACCGCCUGAUUCUUCGUCAUGGCCCCAUAAUGUCUCUUUAAUGAACUUGUUUUCUGAUGACCUUGUUGAACCUCAACCGGAUCCCGAUAUCGAACCCCCUUUGCGGAGCGAUUCUAAGGAGCUGACCGGUUCUUUGGACUUCAGCUAUAUUCUGAGCCCAAGUCUUGAUAUCUUGAACAUCCCAGAUGAACUCAAAUUUAUCAUGCAAUACCAUAUUUGUGAAGUUGUACCGAAAUUAUGUGUGGACAACUUAUCUCCGCAAAAUCCCUAUCGCGAAUACGUACUACCUCUUGCCAUUGAGGAGCCAUCAUUACUAUACGCCUGUGCGGCACUGGCAGCAUGUCACUUCAAUGUACGCCUGUCUACAAACCAAUUCGAGAAGGAAUUCUUCCGAUUCAAGGGAAAAGCCAUAAAAAGAUUGCAGGAGAAUCUGUAUUCUCCGAUCCGAGCAAAACACCCGGGAACGCUUGCGACAAUACUCAUGCUUUGCUUGUGUGACCUUUGCCAUGGAGAGGUAUCGGACUUCCAGUCGCAUUUCCACGGGGCUAGAAAACUCAUCGAGCUGCGCCAAGAGCGGACGACCGGCUGCUUUGUAGAACAAUAUCUAGCUUGGUGA
Molecule: messenger RNA, 780 nt
Organism: Penicillium macrosclerotiorum
Lineage: Eukaryota; Fungi; Ascomycota; Eurotiomycetes; Eurotiales; Aspergillaceae
Exons: 2
Coding region: 1-780 (259 amino acids)
Biological process (GO): positive regulation of transcription by RNA polymerase II
Cellular component (GO): nucleus
Molecular function (GO): transcription cis-regulatory region binding; DNA-binding transcription factor activity
Source: RefSeq, a predicted model, not a curated record